GGAGGCAGUGAGGUGUCGGAGCGGCUCCUCCCCGGGCACUGAGGCGGUGCAGGAGGAGGAGGGGACGGGGCUGUACAUGCUGCAGAGAGCGGGCGGUGUGACGGGCAGCUGCCGGGCUGGACCCAUGUGCUGCGGGCUACACUACAGCAUCUCUCCGGGGUCGGUGUGUGCCUGUGCCCGCUGAGGAGACGGAGAAGGCGGCUCCGGAACCGCAGACAAGAGCGGUAAGAUCUUUCAUGAAUUCAUGCUGAAUGAGAAUUACACCUCCUGUAACAGAUCUGCAUAGGGUUUCAAAUAAACAUGGUGAUGGAUGCCAGUCUCUGGAUCAGAGGAAGAGUUUGGAAGGUGAAGAUGUUGUGAUCUGAUGAGACAGAAAUGAUAUUGGACACUGUCAGAGCAAAACAGAACUGACAUGAUCCUGAAUUACAGCCGAAUCCGGUGACUCCAGGCUCUGUGAAGCAUGACAGAUCAGCUGAUGCAGCAGAGACUCCAGUGAUACCAAUGAAGCCUCGGUGUGAACAGGACCUCUGCCGCUGACCAUGGCCCCGAUCUUACAGAGAAUAGCUGGGAGCUGGGCGCUCAGCAGUGAACAAGUGCUCCUCAUCUCAUAUGGUGGGGUGGCCGUUGUAUCUACCUUACUGGUCAUCACUGUCCUCAUCUUCCUCUGCUCCAGCUGUGACAGAGGGAAGAAGAAGAAUCAUCAUCAUCAAAAUGGUGACCAUGAAAACCUCAUGAAUGCACCUUCUGACAAGGAGACGCACAGUCACUCUGUGACCAGCCUGGGAACCGAGGCACCAGCCAGCAGUUACCGCAAUGGAGCUGUCAGCACUGGGGAUGUCUCCGAAGACAGUGCUGCCACCUGUGUUCCCACGUAUGAAGACGUGCAGAGCUCUCUUCCUGACCUGUGUGAUCCUCAGGACUUCACUGGAAAGUCGAUGAGGUGCCCCCAGACCCGGGAGUUGCCUCAGAUCCCUCCAGAUAAUAGUUUAGAAUCUGCAAGUCUGGAAGACGACGUUCCUCUGUAUAAUGAAGGGCCAUAUGAGGUACUGAAAGACAGUUCUUCCCAUGACAACAUCAUCGAGGACUCUCUUUAUGAGACUGUAAAAGAACUAAAGGAUAUAAGCUCGUCGGCCAGCGCAGAAGAAAAGAGUCUGACCAUGAACAUGCAGCAUCUAGCGAAUGCAGAGUGUAAGAUGGAGGCGGUUGUUGAAUACGCCUCUGUGGACCAUAAUAGAAAGAGCAGGCAAAGUAUCAACACUCACAGUGCAGCAAGUACCCCGACUUAUCAAGAUGAUGACAUUCCCCCACCUCUUCCUAAAAAACUAUUGGAUGAGAAUGAGAAUGUCCAGGGUAAAGAAACAGAGGAGAAAAACCAGGAGCCAGAGGGAGGAGCAAGCACAGAUGACAAGAGGCAGAGUUGCAUAUCCUACAAAUCUCGGGAAGAAGACCCCUGCCUGACUGAGGAUGAUAUUUCUGCCAUGUAUUCAAGAGUGUCUAGAACUGGACAAUCUCUGAGGCUUCAGGAGGACCUCUCCCAUUAUUCCUACAUCCAAGAUGUGGAGGUCUCGCCAACGACCUGUAAUGGUACAUAUGCAACAGUCAGGGACCUUGAUAAAAGCCCCAACCUCAUUGGCUUACCACCCGCAAUGGACAUAGUAAACGGUGGACCUGACCCUGAGUACGAAGCCAUUGCUACAUUAACCCAUGAAGAAGACAGGACUUUGACUUACUCCCAAUCUUGUCAGGGGGUUCUCCAACAUGCUGAAAGCGACUAUGAAAGUAUUGGGGACCUGCAACAAAAUGGAGACUACACUAGACUUUGAAAAAUGCUGAAAAAAAUUAAUGUCUGGGUUUUUGGGGCUAAUCUAGCACAAUCCUUUAAAUGGGUGAUUCUCAUAUAUCCUACAUAGCUGUGGAAUGACUUCAGAAAAAAAGCACACGUUUGCAUACAAAGACAAAGUCUCCCUGCUGCAUGAAGACGUUUGCAUAUUUUUAUUUUUUUCUUAUAUUUUUUUAAUGUGCCAUUUAUUUUAUUUUUUUAAUUUUGGGAAAUUUGCCAAAAAAAAAGACAGAAACUGGAUGACCCUGGACUUAACAAGUUUAUACGGUACUGACGCGUCCUUUUAUAUCCUGUGUACUGGUACUAUAGAAGAACAAAGAGACAACUUCACAAUCUGCAUUUGUACUUGUGUAUAUUUUCCUUAACCUGACAUUUUGUAUUGUUGAGCAGAUGUUUAAAGCCUGGAUAUUGUAUUAUAUUGUUUACCACAUUCAUAGGUUUUACAUAUGUUUUGUGCCACCUCUAUCCAUAAUCUUUGCUUAAAAUGGGUUUCUGCUUAUUAUGUUAUUGGUGUUAUCAGUGGGGGUCUUACUACUGUGGAGUGAAGCUCUCUGCCUAGAAUGGGGGCCUAAGACCCAACAUAACUGGUUGGGGUCCUCGUAGUUAGAUCUCCACUGAUCCCACUUUUAUAAUAUAUGCAUGACAUACAGAUGUGUACUUCCAUAACAUAUGGUGAAAUGCAAAUGAAAAAAUGUAUACACCUGACCAAUGCCUUGAUUCCAUCUGCUAUCUAUUCAUUUCUUAUAGGCUCCAUUGUUAAAAAAAAAAAUGUAUACUGUAUAUACUCGAAUAUAAGCCGAAUUUCUCCUUUUUCGUGCUGAAAACGCUCCUACGGCUUAUACUCAAGUGAACUCUCCGCCUGUCAAUCCCUUCUCAGUGAUCUGCAACCUGCGGACCUCCAGA
This is a messenger RNA of Hyla sarda, 2743 nucleotides long. It is a transcript of the gene PAG1, whose product is annotated as phosphoprotein membrane anchor with glycosphingolipid microdomains 1. Gene Ontology annotation, biological process: intracellular signal transduction; negative regulation of T cell activation. Gene Ontology annotation, cellular component: plasma membrane; membrane raft. Bases 540 to 1823 code for a protein of 427 amino acids. Lineage: Eukaryota; Metazoa; Chordata; Amphibia; Anura; Hylidae. The transcript has 10 exons. The record is from RefSeq and is a predicted model, not a curated record.